Eleginops maclovinus (Patagonian blennie) is the source of this 5427-nucleotide messenger RNA. RefSeq names its product adenosine receptor A1-like. Gene Ontology annotation, biological process: G protein-coupled adenosine receptor signaling pathway. The record is from RefSeq and is a predicted model, not a curated record. Lineage: Eukaryota; Metazoa; Chordata; Actinopteri; Perciformes; Eleginopidae. Gene Ontology annotation, molecular function: G protein-coupled adenosine receptor activity. Gene Ontology annotation, cellular component: plasma membrane; dendrite; synapse.
CGGAGUUAUUCCAAAGAAAAUAAAUACCCUGAGGAAAAGAAACACUUGCAUAAACUUGUCCAUCAAAGGAGAUAACCCCGGAUGCAUGAGCUUAUAUGACUCAGUUUGAACGGGAAAAUAACUUAGGGCUACUAGUUUCCCCCAAGAUAUUUUAAACAUAGCCUGACAUUGAAAUCUUGACUCAUUUCAUAUCCUGGGUCCCGUCCAGUCACCUCCGCCAGCAGGACGGCACGGAAUUGACGCCUCCGACCGCAUGGAGAACAAGUUGUGCGUCUUGCGCAGCUCGAUGCCAUGGAGCGGACCCUGGAAUAAUUCAGAGGAGAAGACACUACCUCUUCCUCUGUCGAGAUGUAAAACAAGCGAAACCUCAGUCAAGCUGUGUCUCGCUGCGGACAAACUCUCAAAGGGAACUCCCCCGCCGUGUAGUUUCUCUGCUGACGCACUGGCAGCAGCAUCCGUGAACAUGGCUCUGCCUUCCACUAAAGCCCUCUACAUCGGGAUGGAGGUGGUGAUAGCCUUGUCGUCGGUCAUCGGUAACGUGAUGGUGGUCUGGGCUGUGCGUAUUAACCGGUCUCUGAGAGACACCACGUUUUGUUUCAUCGUCUCCCUGGCCUUGGCUGACAUUGCAGUCGGGGCUCUUGUCAUCCCCCUCGCCAUAACCAUCAGCAUCGGACUCCAGACGCACUUCUACAGUUGCUUGCUGGUCGCCUGCACAGUGCUCGUCCUCACUCAAAGUUCAAUACUGGCGCUCCUGGCCAUCGCUAUCGACCGGUAUUUGAGAGUCAAAAUACCCAUGAGCUACAAGCGGGUGGUGACUCCUCGUCGAGCUGGCACGGCCGUGUUACUGUGUUGGCUGGUGUCCAUCAUAGUGGGCCUCACACCCAUGUUGGGUUGGAAUAACCUGCAGUUUCUCCGUGACAAUGGCUCCCUGCUCACUGAUGACCUCCUGGUGAAAUGUGAGUUUGAGACGGUAAUCAGCAUGGACUACAUGGUCUACUUCAACUUCUUUGGCUGGGUGCUGCCGCCUUUGCUCCUCAUGCUCGCCAUUUACAUCGAGAUUUUUUACAUGAUCCACAAGCAACUCAACAAGAAGGUGACAGCUAGCCACACAGACCCUAGCCGUUACUUUGGGAAGGAGCUGAAGCUAGCCAAGUCGCUCGCACUCGUUUUGUUCCUCUUUGCAGUCAGCUGGCUCCCUCUUCACAUCCUCAACUGCAUCACCCUUUUUUGCCCAGCCUGUGAUAAACCCAUGUACUUCAUUUACAUCGCAAUCAUCCUCACCCAUGGCAACUCAGCGGUCAACCCCAUCGUGUACGCUUUCCGCAUCAAGAAAUUCCGUACAGCAUUCAGGAAAAUCUGGAAACAGUACAUGCUUUGUCAGGAUCCAGUGGGUCGGCUUCCUCAAAGGGGGAGCCAGAGAGGACGGGAGAGAAGGCUGAGGCAGAAUGACGAUGAUGAUGAUGAUGUGUGACCCUUGGCAACUAAUUGGAUUGCUGUGUAACUGUUAGGUUUCACUCCACUGGUUCACACAUGGAAAAUACUUUACUUUCAUGCUCGAGGGAUUACUGGUCAAAAUGACCUCAAUGGUAUCGCAGGAUGUCAGAGGGAUGAAAGAGAUGAGGAAACUCCAUCAUGGACUGACUGAUUACCUCCAUCCAACGAACUCUGAGAGGGCAGGACGUGAAAUCACAGUGGAUACAACAUAAACAUCCUAUAUCAGACUUUAAAUUAAACAAGGCUGAUUGUUUAUUUGUCCACUGGUUGUCAUGAGGUGAUGUUGAAUGAGACAAGGGGCUUCAACACCAACCUGUUGAACUUGAAUCAGUAAGGCUAUAUCUGUAGCAUAUGCGGUACAAAAGUAGUAUAUACUUAUUGUAUUUUUGACCUAAAUUAAAACUCAUGGCCUUUUAAUGUGAAUAAAUUCAAGUAGUUAAGUGUUGUACUGUGCAAUACAUUUUCUCAUAUAGAUCUGUGGCCUUAAGGACAGAACAUGUUAUAAAGAAGAACUAAGGUAUUGAAGGAAUCUGGUAAACCACAAGUGGGCAAAAAUGAAGUUUGCAUAACCAGCUUCCUGCUUUGGGGUUAGAACAGGGCACAAGAUGUACUGUAUGUUGGCUGCAAAGAUGGGAAGAAAUAUAAACAUGAGCUUCUUAAAAAUUCAACCCAGGAAGUUCUUUGUGAUGAAUGCCUGGUUUGAAUGUUGGUUGCAAAAUAACUCAUUAUCCUCAUCGCCCCAUACAGAUGUGCCCAUGUGAAGGAUAUGAUUUUUGACACAUGGAACAUUUGAUUGAAAGAAUUAGCAAACUAAUACCAGCUAAUAGGGGUAGUUUAAAAUAGCAUCCAUGCUAGAAGGAAACUAACUUGAGGCUUCUCUUUAAAUAUGAUCUGAAAUGGACAAGGGCAAAAAAGAGUGAUCCCACCUAUUAUUAACUAAAUAACUGUAGCUGCAUGAUGGAGAGUCUAAGGAUUACUGGAGCUCCUCCAUCCACUGAGCUUCAUUUUAUGAGGGUGAUAUUCAUUUUAACCCUAAUAUGUACCUCUACUGCACAUGUAUCACCAGACCCUUUCCACUACAAGCAGGUGUUUCCUUUUUUCACCUUUUCCCCAAUUAUUUGUGACCAAGUUGGUGUGCCAAUAUAGCAUCAUAAGCUGACAUGUGUAGCCCUUUAAUAUGAAUGAGAUUUGACUUGAAGAUACAUUGGACUUUUAGACCAACGGAGACAGGAGAGUAAUCAAUAAAUGUAACAGCAUAUGGUGAGCCCUGAUUUAAAUUCACAAUGUGCUACAGGCAUUACUGUACAAUGACAGAAAUAGCAUCCAACUUUCUCACUGUGCUCGUCUGUAUCAAGGCUAAAGCCAUCAGUGCUGGAAGGCCAUUUUUUGUUCACAAACAUUGAUCUUCUGUCACUCAGCUGCACAUGUGUGAAUCAGCGGGAAGGUUAUGAGGGUGAGCAGGCAAGGUGGGAUAGGGUGAAAGGAUCACUCUGUUUACAAGGGACCUAGAAGGCAAGUGUGCAGCUGAGGAACUCAUUAAGAGUUUAUGUCUCUGCAGGGGUCAACAUCUAGGUCAAUGUGAUGCUUUCCAAUCAAAUAAACAGGCCUGUAAAUAUGAACCUGUUAGCUGUCACUGUGUGUAGCAACAUACACUGCGCACACACCCACACUAUGUUUUUGACAAGUAUACUCAACUGUAUAACUAAUGCUGCUUUUGUAAACUUGAUUGUUUUCUCCAUUAUGUAUAAUGCUUUUGAAGCCACUUUGUGUAGAAGUUGAAAUGAUACAAGAUAAGAUAUUAAAGCAUCUUUAAAAUGAUUUUUCUUUUUACAAAAAUACAGACAAUCCAGAAGAAAAAGGUGUUUCUUUGAGCCCAUUCAUCAAACAAUGGUUGGGGGAUUGGGUUAUACGUUUCCAACACAUUGUCUUUUUUGAAGCAACCGCUUUUAGUAUUUUAAUACUACACAUAGUGGCUUUAAGUCUCGAUCUGUUAACUUUGACUGGACCAGUGUGAUAAAUUAAACAUCAUUUGUGCAAUAUUCUCUGAUAUAAAUUAACAAUGUCAAAAGGAAUUAUACUAUUCAUGUAGAUACUGUUAUUCAGAAACAGUUGCCAGAGUUUCAGAUAGUUCUAACAAGGUGAUUAUGUGAGUCUAUAGAUGGGCUAAAAACAAUGAAAGUGAACAUUCAUUUUGGCUGAUUGUAAACAUGUUGUCAAUACAGUUAUGAAAACUUCUGUGAUGUGGGAAAAUACACAAACUAAAGUAGAUUUCAUCAUUGUCGCCGAUUCAUCAUUGGGUAACAAGAUUUGUCAAGAACUUCUGAAAUUCGACAGAAAUACUUGAACCACUCUGGUUUUCUGUUUAUUGCUCAACAUCACGCAUUACACGUGUCUUCUGACCACUCAAACUGUGUGCUGUGAAGUCAUUUGGGUACAGUCAAGACUGCGCUGGUGAGGUUCAGGUAUGUUUGUUAAUGGCAAUUAAUUGAAACUUUAUUGUAUGAACAGUUCUAGGCCUAUUAAUCUUACCCAGGAAUUGCUGAAUGUGUAUACUUAGUUGUUUUGCCAUGUAUAAAUGUACUUGAGGGAUCUGGGUUGUGGUACUUUUAAAUGGAAAUAUCCACCCGUUAAGAGUGAAUGGAUUGCGGCUCUUUCUGGGGUCAAACAUUACUUACCCUGUAAAAUGUUUAGCUGUGGAUCUGCCUGCCAGCUGCUUUCAUACCUUGUGGCUUUCUUGGCACAGAACUCCCCCACCAUGUCUCAGGGUUAGUGUGGAGUCGAUGCAGAUCGCCAAACAGCAGCACAGGGAAGUUGGACCACUUGACUUUGGGAGUGGUCGCGAAUAUCCACUACAGCAAUGCAAUAAAUCAGAUGUACACACACCAAGCCAAUGGACUUCCAAUUAAUUGUUCAGGGAAGAAAGCAUUGGGAGUGUGUUGUGUCAAGACUGUCAGCAAGAAUUUCUGACAUAUUCACAAGCACCCCUUAACUUUCAACCUUUCACACAGAGGUGACAACUUAGUCAGAAGCCUUGACGUGCCAGUGUGAACUGCAGCGACAGAAAAGCAGGCUCUGUGAUCACAACGCGAGAAACUGUAUUCAACAAUAGAUCCAGGUUUGUUGUUUAUGUUUUCGCUGUAAGUCACAAAAUCCUCUUUGAUCAAUGUAAUGCAAUGGCUGGCUUAAAUACAUGGAUGUCAUCUUUACCACUGACAUCUAGAGAUUGAAAAUGGUCAGUACUGUCCUCUGCUGGUUGCUGCUCAGCCGUGAAACCACAUAUGAGGCAAAACGGAAUGGAGACUUUUUUCAUGUUUAAAAAAAAGAACAUUUAUAAACAUAAUAGUUCAGGUCUGUUUACCAGGUUAAGAAUAAAUAAAUGAUCACUAACACCUUAUCUAAUCUUAUCUGUGUAACUAUGAUGAAGACAUGUGUUGUAGUCUUGUUUGUGUAAUUGAACCUGUCAUAUUAUUUGUAAUGGUAUAGUGCAAAUGUAAUUGUCAGUGUAAGGUAAAGUACUUGCAGUUAUUUCAUCAUAGUACUGUACAGUACACUCAUUACAUUUUACUUUUUGAAAAACGGCAAAAAAAAGCUUAAUUUCAAAUCAUUUUCCUUUUUUUUAUUCAAACAAUUACAAGAGGGGCCCUUUUAACCAGGUUUUAAACACGCUGUGCAGAACAACUAAGCAUUGUAGAAAAACAUCGAAUGAAAGAUUGGUGUACUUGGAAUUACCAAACCAACAUAUAUUGUUAACUUGUAGCUAAGAUAUCAAGUUUCUAAAUAUACUAAACUGUUCCCACUGUAAACAAGUAUGUUUAGGAUGACAUUUGAGAUUGGAAAUGUCAUUGUAAAUCUUUUAACUCAAUCUAAAAAUUGCAACGUUUACGGCAUAAGCCAAGUACAAACAUGUGCUUAAAACAUUCAGCAGAUUUUUUU